Messenger RNA from Symphalangus syndactylus (siamang), 1973 nucleotides. RefSeq names its product prostaglandin E receptor 3 (gene PTGER3). Gene Ontology annotation, biological process: phospholipase C-activating G protein-coupled receptor signaling pathway; adenylate cyclase-activating G protein-coupled receptor signaling pathway; intestine smooth muscle contraction. The record is from RefSeq and is a predicted model, not a curated record. Gene Ontology annotation, molecular function: prostaglandin E receptor activity. Gene Ontology annotation, cellular component: plasma membrane. Lineage: Eukaryota; Metazoa; Chordata; Mammalia; Primates; Hylobatidae.
GCCUCGGAGCCAGAGGUUUCCCGGAGAGGAAGGCGUGGCUCCCUCCCCGGCCAGGGAGCCCCGGCGCCGCCGCGGCCGCGGUCCCAGUAGCGGAGCAGGGCGGCGGCUGCGCCCCGCACCAUGGAGGGCAGCCCGGCCCCAGCCGCUGUAGACGCCGACCUCCGCCGCCGCCCACGCCGCGUCUGCCCGCUCGGGCUGCGGCUCUCCGGACGCCAUCCCCUCCUCACCUCGAAGCCAACAUGAAGGAGACCCGGGGCUACGGAGGGCAUGCCCCCUUCUGCACCCGCCUCAACCACUCCUACCCGGGCAUGUGGGGGCCGGAGCGUUCCGCCGAGGCGCGGGGCAACCUCACGCGCCCCCCAGGGUCCGGCGAGGACUGCGGAUCGGUGUCCGUGGCCUUCCCGAUCACCAUGCUGCUCACCGGUUUCGUGGGCAACGCACUGGCCAUGCUGCUCGUGUCGCGCAGCUACCGGCGCCGGGAGAGCAAGCGCAAGAAGUCCUUCCUGCUGUGCAUCGGCUGGCUGGCGCUCACCGACCUGGCCGGGCAGCUUCUCACCACCCCGGUGGUCAUCGUGGUGUACCUGUCCAAGCAGCGCUGGGAGCACCUCGACCCGUCGGGGCGGCUCUGCACCUUCUUCGGGCUGACCAUGACUGUCUUCGGGCUCUCCUCGCUGUUCAUCGCCAGCGCCAUGGCCGUCGAGCGGGCGCUGGCCAUCCGGGCGCCGCACUGGUACGCGAGCCACAUGAAGACGCGUGCCACCCGCGCUGUGCUGCUCGGCGUGUGGCUGGCCGUGCUCGCCUUCGCCCUGCUGCCGGUAAUGGGCGUGGGCCAGUACACCGUCCAGUGGCCCGGGACGUGGUGCUUCAUCAGCACCGGGCGAGGGGGCAACGGGACUAGCUCUUCGCAUAACUGGGGCAACAUUUUCUUCGCCUCUGCCUUUGCCUUCCUGGGGCUCUUGGCGCUGACAGUAACCUUUUCCUGCAACCUGGCCACCAUUAAGGCCCUGGUGUCCCGCUGCCGGGCCAAGGCCACGGCCUCGCAGUCCAGCGCCCAGUGGGGCCGCAUCACGACCGAGACGGCCAUUCAGCUCAUGGGAAUCAUGUGCGUGCUGUCGGUCUGCUGGUCUCCGCUACUGAUAAUGAUGUUGAAGAUGAUCUUCAAUCAGACAUCAGUUGAGCACUGCAAGACACACACGGAGAAGCAGAAAGAAUGCAACUUCUUCUUAAUAGCUGUUCGCCUGGCUUCACUGAAUCAGAUCUUGGAUCCUUGGGUUUACCUGCUGUUAAGAAAGAUCCUUCUUCGAAAGUUCUGCCAGAUGAGAAAAAGAAGACUCAGAGAGCAAUUAAUCUGCAGUUUGCAGAACCCCCAGAUACAGAGGGCAACUGCACAUUGUGGGCAAGUACAAACCUAUCGUGUGCUGGAACAGAGGAGAAAUGGAGGGACUUGAGAGCAGCGUUCAUGUACACACCAGAAUCUCAGCAGUAAAGACAGAAUAACAAUGAAGAAAAUAACGACAGGAGUCCUGUGUUUUAAAAAAGCAAGCUCCUCCAGCUGAGUCUGUGACUCUAAUCCCUGCUUAUUUUGAGCACUUUCCAUGUGUUGAUUGACUUGGAAAGGUGGGAGAUUACCAGCAAGCCAGGUCAUUUGGGCAAACAUGGGCAUAUUUUUAGCAAGGCUGAACAAACUGGUUGGUCACUCGAACUACCCAAUUUAGACUUAUGGUAAGAAUAGCACAUGGUUCAGAAUUGCCAAGACUGCUGCUUUAGUCAACAGAAAUUUUUUCAUAUGCAUGCUGGUAAUGCAGUGCGUCUCUGGAAGAAAUGCAAGAGUAUUUUAACAUUCGGUCCAGAAGAAAUAUGUAAAGGGUGUUUGUAGAAUUUGGUGCCCUCCUCAGUGACAUAAGGUUAUGGGUUUGUGAAUUGAAAAUCUGUAAUUUGUUCAAGUUAUUAAAACACAUUCUAAUUCAAAAUCA